This is a messenger RNA of Gongylonema pulchrum, 264 nucleotides long. The record is from the annotation of a GenBank genome assembly. Lineage: Eukaryota; Metazoa; Nematoda; Chromadorea; Rhabditida; Gongylonematidae.
AUGGGGCUUACGAUAUCCGGACUUUUUGGACGUCUUUUUGGCAAGAAGCAAGUGCGAAUUCUAAUGGUUGGUCUGGAUGCAGCAGGCAAGACGACCAUCCUGUACAAACUGAAGUUGGGCGAGAUUGUCACCACCAUCCCCACCAUCGGGUUUAACGUGGAAACAGUGGAAUACAAAAAUAUUUCUUUCACGGUCUGGGAUGUUGGUGGCCAGGACAAAAUCCGCCCCCUUUGGAGACACUAUUUUCAAAAUACACAGGUAUGA